AUUCCAUCAAAGAAAAAUUUCACAUCCUCAAGAUCCCAUAUUGCUUUACAUUGUGGAAAUUAAACUGUGACAAAAUCUGUUUCCGUUGUUCUGGUGGUGGGAGAGAGGAUGUGGCUCAUGCGUUAUGGAGAUGUAAGGAGAGUACCAAAAUUUGGAAGGCAUCCUGUUUUUGGCAAAAAAUCAAAAGCUGCAGUGAAAUUGAUCCUGGUCUCUUUAUUUUGCAUAUGAACUCUGUUCUGAACAAAGGAGAGUUUGAGCUUUUUAUCAUCAUUUCUUGGCAAAUCUGGUUUUUGAGAAACAGGGCUCGGCUGGGAGAGAGGGGUCCGAAACCCAGUGAUGUGGUUGAGUGGUGUUCUUCUUUCUGGGUUAAUUUUGAGGCUGUGAAUGGGGAGUCCAGGAAGCCAUCGGUGAAGAGGGAGAUCAUUAAGUGGAAGCCUCCUGACAUGACUUGGCUCAAGGUGAAUGUGGAUGCUGGAGUUCAGAAGGAAGAUGGCUCUUGGAGACUGGCGGCUGUUGCUCGGAACUGGCGCGGGCAGGUCCAGAGAGCCCGGUUGAAGGUGCUUCGUAGUCGGGUGGAGCCGAUCGUGGCUGAAUUGUGGGCGAUCUUGGAAGGGAUUAAGCUCGGAGGGGACCUGAACGGGGCUUGUUUUGGAGUGGAGUCCGAUUGUUUGGGGGCUGUUAGUGCGAUCUCUAAGCCGUCCCCUGGGAUUUUUGACUGGGAUGGAGUUCUUGAUUCCAUCUCCUCGCUGGCCCUUGUUUCCAAUUGCAGGGGGGUUUCUUUUGUCUGUCGUGAAGCUAAUCGUUUGGCGCACUGUUUGGCCAAGUCGUCCCAAGUGCUGGGUUCUAGUGCCGUUUGGAAUGAGGCUCUGCCUCUUGAUGCAUCUGUUGUGGCCAUCGCAGAGAUGCCUAUUCCGUGACUGUAGUUUUUUCUGGUUUUUUUUUUUUCUGGUUUUGUUCCUGUAGUUUUCUUUUUGGGUUGCUGUCUUGGCUUGACUGUUUCCUUGGAUUUCAAAAAAAAAAAAAAAAAUCCCAUAAUUGAAUAGCUACAAGUUCUAUAAGUUAAUGGAUUAUUUAUUGUGAAUUUUGAUCACAAUAGUGAAAAUAUAGUUAAUAAUAAGAUCUGGAACAUGAAAAAGAGUG
Humulus lupulus (European hop) is the source of this 1140-nucleotide messenger RNA. RefSeq lists its product as uncharacterized. The coding region runs from base 225 to 917 and encodes 230 amino acids. NCBI's taxonomy places the organism in Eukaryota, Viridiplantae, Streptophyta, Magnoliopsida, Rosales, Cannabaceae. The transcript has 2 exons. The record is from RefSeq and is a predicted model, not a curated record. Gene Ontology annotation, molecular function: RNA-DNA hybrid ribonuclease activity; nucleic acid binding.